ACUCGCUUUUCAGACACAGUUCCGCGCUAUUCGUUUUAUUUUUUCUCUUUAUUUUUUUUUUAAUAAUAAAAUAAAAUAAAAUUACUAUUAUCAACAACAUCAAUCAAUCAGUGUGUCAGAGUCAGAUUCCGAGUUCAGAAUUUUGAAACGGGAUCGACGCAAAUUCAAUUCGUGGACUUCGUUCUCCAAUUCUUCGUUCUUCUUCUUUUCGUUCAUGAUACUCACACAGUAACAGUACCUUUUCGUACAAAACCCUAAUUCUCGAUGUUGUAGAUGAGGGAGCUGUUACUGUGAGGUGUUAAUUAAUAUGGAAAGUAGUGGGAGAAGAAUCACGGUGAGUCCUAGACCUUGUUGCGGUCGUAGAAUCGUUGCGAAGAAGAAAACUGGUCGUGGUAAAACGGUCGAUGGAUUUGUUAAUAGCGUUAAGAAGCUUCAGAGACGUGAAAUUAGCUCUAAGCGUGAUCGUGCUUUUAGUAUGACUGAUGCGCAAGAGAGAUUUCGCAAUAUUCGUUUGCAGGAAGAAUACGAUACGCAUGAUCCAAAAGGUCCUUCGUCUGUGGUAUUACCAUUUCUGAGAAAAAGAUCAAAGAUUAUUGAGAUCGUGGCAGCACAAGACAUUGUUUUUGCUCUUGCACAAUCUGGUGUUUGUGCAGCAUUUAGCCGAGAAACCAAUCAAAGGAUAUGCUUUUUGAAUGUCAGUCCCGAUGAAGUUAUAAGGAGUCUAUUUUAUAACAAAAAUAAUGACUCGCUUAUCACAGUUUCUGUCUAUGCAUCAGACAGUUACAGUUCCUUGAAAUGCAGAAGCACAAGGAUUGAAUACAUUAGGAGGGGUAAACCGGAUGCUGGCUUUGCUCUUUUUGAAUCUGAGUCUCUGAAGUGGCCAGGUUUCGUAGAGUUUGAUGAUGUAAAUGGGAAGGUUCUCACAUACUCUGCUCAGGAUAGCAUAUACAAGGUAUUUGAUCUGAAAAACUAUACGAUGUUGUACUCCAUUUCUGAUAAAAAUGUCCAGGAGAUUAAGAUCAGUCCGGGGAUCAUGUUGUUGAUUUUUGCCAAACAAACUAGCCAUGUCCCACUUAAAAUCCUUUCAAUAGAAGAUGGCACUGUUUUGAAAUCGUUCAACCAUCUCCUUUAUCGGAAUAAGAAGGUGGAUUUUAUCGAACAGUUCAACGAAAAGCUACUUGUCAAGCAAGAAAAUGAAAACCUUCAAAUCCUUGAUGUGCGGACUUUUGAGCUAACAGAAGUUAGCAGAAGUGAAUUUAUGACACCUUCUGCAUUUAUCUUUCUUUACGAGAACCAAUUAUUCCUGACAUUUCGAAAUCGGACUGUGGCUGUGUGGAACUUCCGUGGAGAGCUUGUAACUUCUUUUGAGGACCACCUAUUGUGGCAUCCUGACUGCAAUACAAACAACAUAUAUAUAACCAGUGACCAGGAUCUUAUCAUAUCCUACUGCAAAGCUGAUUCUGAUGAUUCACUAACCGAAGGAAAUGCGGGUUCCAUCAAUGUCAGCAACAUUUUAUCUGGUAAGUGUCUUGCCAAAAUAAGAGCAAGCAAUAGUUCUCCAAUGGAUGACAAGUGCAGUUGCUGUGACAGUUCUUCAGGCGGAAGUUGUAAUUCAAGAAAGCGAAAGCAUGUCUCCAAAAUGAGAAGCACAGUUGCCGAAGCCUUGGAAGACAUUACUGCUCUCUUCUACGAUGAAGAUCGCAAUGAAAUCUAUACGGGCAAUAGACACGGUCUAGUUCAUGUCUGGUCUAACUGAUGUAUUUUGUUAACUUCAAUGUUGCCUUGUGUUUCUUUAUUGGUUUUCUUCAUCGGUAAGUUGAUCAUCUUGAUCUGUUGUAAGAACAUUUGCGAGCUGUAACACCAUUAAGUGUUUGUAUCAUUCACUUUUUUUUUCCUUGUCAUGUGAGAGUUUAUUCUAUAGUUGGUAACAUCAAAAUCUAUAUGAAGUGCAAUGCUGGUAAAUCACCACAUUUUGCUUGUGUUGUAAUCUAUCGUGAAAUUAAUGGAAUGGCUUGGAUGGACCAAAA
Trifolium pratense (red clover) is the source of this 2027-nucleotide messenger RNA. RefSeq lists its product as uncharacterized. The record is from RefSeq and is a predicted model, not a curated record. Lineage: Eukaryota; Viridiplantae; Streptophyta; Magnoliopsida; Fabales; Fabaceae. The transcript has 8 exons. Gene Ontology annotation, molecular function: protein binding. Bases 308 to 1756 code for a protein of 482 amino acids.